AUGAUGUACAUACCUGUUGUUGUUGUUCUCCUUCAUCACAUAGUACACACCCACCUCGUGCCGAUUAUUUUGGCUUAUGGCCCAUCGGAGGAGUAUUUAAAUGUUUCUGUAAGUUUAGGCACUCCACCAACACAAAUGUUCAAAAUACUAAUUUUACUUUCACUUGUCAGUGUCCUGAAGGCAGCUUCGGAUGAGAACACCAUGCGAUCUGUUGAUGUGAACAAAACGAUCGAGGAAGCCAAAAACCUUCGUCUCAAAAUGAAAGGCAAACUUGCCGAUGAAAUAACGAAAAUUAUUUCUAUCCUUGGCAGACUUACUCUCAAAGAAGUAUCCAUGCUCAAGGAUCCCAACCGAAAGAAAGAUAAUGAACUCGUCGAUUUGGCAAACAAGAUAAAUAAUCUCAUAAUCAUGAUCAGUGAAGAUCCAUCAGAUCCCAGCGGAGUUGGCUCACUCAUAAUGGCAGGAAAUGACCUGACGGUUUAUCUCAAUAAUCAUCCUCGAGGAGAAUCUAUGGAAAAGGGAAAAGCAUCUUCUUAA
This is a messenger RNA of Auanema sp. JU1783, 537 nucleotides long. NCBI's taxonomy places the organism in Eukaryota, Metazoa, Nematoda, Chromadorea, Rhabditida, Rhabditidae. The record is from the annotation of a GenBank genome assembly.